AUGUCUUCAGGAGUCAAAAUGGGCCAGAUGACUGGGAGUCGCGCAUUCAACCACGAAUCCUCCCAGUCAGCCGAAGCAGAAUACGAUCGCCUUCGCGACCUCGCGCGCGCCGAAGCCUCGAAGCGGGGUAACUGCUUCGAGCGCUCCCGCCAGGCGUACCAAUCUGGCGAUGGAGGCGCGGCGCAUGAUUUGAGUGAAGAGGGAAAGGCGCAUGGUCGCAAGAUGGAACAGUAUAACAAACAGGCGUCGGAUUUUAUUUUUAGGGAAAAUAAUGCGCCGGGGAGGGUCGCGGAUGAUACGAUUGAUUUGCAUGGGCAGUUUGUGGAGGAGGCGGAGGAUAUUCUGGAGGCGAGGAUUAGAUAUGCGCAGCAGAAUAAUCAGAGUCAUUUGCAUGUAAUUGUUGGGAAGGGAAAUCAUUCCGUGAACCAUGUUCAGAAGAUCAAGCCUCGCGUCGAGCAGGUAUGCCAACAAUUAGGCCUUCAAUACGCGACAGAAGAAAAUGAGGGACGUAUGUACAUCAAUCUCCAAGGUGGUCCAGCUACCAUGCCACCAGCACACUCUUGGAACACGAACCAACAGAGCGGUAACUAUGGAGGUCAGCAGCAACAUCAUAAUAAUCAGCAACAGCAUCAUGGUGGACAACAGCAAGGCGGGUACCCUGGAGCGCCGCAACAUGGUGGUCAGAGUCAACAGCAGCAUGGUGGUAAUAAUAAUGAUAAUGAGGAGUUGGAGAAGUUGGCGAAGAAGUUGUUGCCGAAGGUUUUGAGGAAGUUGGAGGGGUGUUGUGUUGUUAUGUGA
This is a messenger RNA of Glarea lozoyensis ATCC 20868, 798 nucleotides long. RefSeq names its product smr-containing protein. Bases 1 to 798 code for a protein of 265 amino acids. NCBI's taxonomy places the organism in Eukaryota, Fungi, Ascomycota, Leotiomycetes, Helotiales, Helotiaceae. The transcript has 3 exons. The record is from RefSeq and is a predicted model, not a curated record.